UGCAUGCAGCGUGCAGUGCAGUCUGCAGAGCAGCGUACUCAGAAUCGUAUUGUUGGAACUGUGAAGGAAACACAUGUUUCAGAAGUGGAUCGAGUAGUACGAGAAGAAGUAGAAUUCUAACUAUUUGACCCUACUGCUAGACAUAAUUAAGGAGCGAGGAACAGGUGUAAUUUUAAAAGUCAGUAACAACGCACCGACCGAACUGUAUCAGGAGAUCUGUAUCUUCUGCUGUAUUGAUACUGACUAGAGUGAAGCGGAUAUUUCACUGAAGUGGGAGAACUACAACCGCACCAUGAAGUACAUCUUGGUAUCUGGUGGCGUCAUUAGCGGCAUAGGGAAAGGAGUAAUUGCAAGUAGCAUCGGGAUGCUCUUGAAAGCUUGCGGUCUCAGGGUCACUUCGAUCAAGAUAGAUCCAUACCUGAACAUCGAUGCGGGAACAUUUUCGCCAUAUGAACAUGGUGAAGUAUUUGUAUUGGAUGAUGGCGGCGAGGUCGAUCUGGAUUUGGGAAACUACGAGCGAUUCCUGGAUGUCAAGCUACACCGAGAUAACAACAUCACAACUGGCAAGAUCUACCAGCAUGUCAUCUCAAAGGAGAGAAAGGGAGACUAUCUGGGAAAGACUGUACAAGUUGUGCCUCAUAUCACCAAUGCCAUCCAAGAAUGGGUAGAGAGGGUUGCUAAGAUACCGGUAGAUGGAGAUGAUCAGGAACCAGAAGUCUGCAUCAUUGAGCUUGGGGGUACGAUUGGAGACAUUGAGGGUAUGCCCUUCGUGGAGGCCUUCAGGCAGUUCCAGUUCAGGGUGAAGCAGGACUUCCUAUCUAUCCAUGUGAGUCUGAUACCUCAGCCCAAGUCAACGGGAGAACAGAAGACCAAACCCACACAGGCCAGCAUCAGAGAGCUGAGGAGUCUUGGUCUGUCACCAGAUCUGAUUGUUUGCAGAAGUCACAACCCAGUGGAUGAUGGUAUCAAGGAGAAGAUCUCUAUGUUCUGCCACGUUCCUCCUGAACAGGUUAUCUGUGUCCAUGACUGCUCAUCUGUGUACCGAGUACCUCUUCUGCUAGAAGAACAGAAUCUCAUCUCGUUCUUCAAGAGCAGACUCACCCUACAGUUCAGACAGAGACCGAGAGCAGUCCUUUCAAAAUGGAGGGAAUUAGCUCACAGAUACGAGGCACCAUCAAAGCAAGUCACCAUCGCUCUCGUUGGGAAGUACACAAAGUUAGAAGAUGCCUACAUCUCAGUAACUAAGGCCCUCAACCAUGCUGCCCUUGCUUGCAAACACAAACUCAAUCUCAAGUAUAUUGAAGCUGAUGAUUUAGAAGCAGAAAUCAAGACCUCAGAUCCUGUCAAAUACCACGAGGCAUGGCAGAAGCUAUGCAGUGCUGAUGGUAUAUUAGUACCUGGUGGUUUUGGUAAUCGUGGUAUCGAAGGCAAAGUAGCAGCAGCACACUGGGCAAGAGUUAACAAGAAACCAUACCUUGGUGUAUGUUUGGGUCUUCAAGUAGCUACUAUUGAGUUUGCAAGGAACGUACUUGGAUGGGAAGACGCACAUUCAGAAGAGUUUGAUCCCAAAUCAAAACACACUGUGGUGAUUGAGAUGCCUGAACACAACACAGGUCAGAUGGGAGGUACAAUGAGAUUGGGAUUGAGAAAAACACUCUUCAAGACUGACAAUUGUGUUAUGAAAACCCUGUACAACAAUGCCGAGUACAUCGAAGAGAGGCACAGACACAGAUAUGAGGUCAACCCCAAUGAUGUUGCAGAGUUUGAGAAGAAUGGAAUGAAGUUUGUUGGACAGAGUGAAGAUGGACAGAGGAUGGAAAUUAUGGAGCUAGUUGAUCACCCGUACUUUGUCGCCGUACAGUAUCACCCGGAGUACAUCUCUCGUCCCAUGAAGCCCUCACCGCCAUACCUUGGUCUGAUCCUCCAAUCAAUCAAUCGUCUCAACCAGUACAUCGCCAGGGGAUGCCGUCUAUCUCCCAGGAACUCAUUCAGCGAUAACGAGUCUUCCGACACCGAGGAGGAGAUGGUCCACCUGAGCGCCAAUGCCAAGAGGAUGCAUUAUGAGGUGACUCCAUAGCAACCAAAAUGGCUGCCAUGUUCACCGAGUUAGUCCACUGUAUUAUGAUCAUAAUUGUCUUGUAUUUUGUAUCUUCUGAUGUUUGAUUUGUCCUCCAAAGAUGUUUUCUAAAUGAAAACAUCCUAGAUGUUUUGUAAUUAAUCCUGUUUUUGCUCUAUGGGUAACCACCACCGCAACCAAGAUGCCUGCCUUUAUUAUCUAGUAAAUCCAUGUUUUAAUCAGUUAUGUUCUCUUUUGUUGCAUAGAAUGUUAUUAUGACCAUCUUUCACAGUGUAUUUCAUUUAUCAGUUUUUUCUUUUGUUCUGCUCAUGCAUAAUGAGACUGAUCCAUAGCAACAAGAUGGCUGCCAUAUACAUUCAGAAAGCUUGUUCAGAUCUAAAGUAGUAGCAUUGCUGAUUAGUAAUCUUAAUUUCCAAAUAUAUUUAACAUAAAAAUGAUAUGGCCUUGAAACUUCAAUGAAUUAAUAUUCGGUUUUUAUUGAUAAGGUAUAUUGCCUCUUCGUCAAUUGUAAUAAAUGUGGAGGGUCUUUUUUAUUUCAGACAAUAAAAGUGACUUAUAUCGUCAUGAAUGUAAAUAUCAGUUUGUGUAAACAAUAAUCACAUAUUUUAUCCUUGAUCAAGCUCUUCAGGAACCAAAAGGGUAAUAAAAGUGUCAACUUGACUACUUUCUUUACUUUUCAUUUUUCAUUCUCAAUGUGGCACUGUGAAGUAGUAAUAAAUAAAAUUGUUGAACUUUUGAACUUUACUUUGAACUUUACUUUGAACAUUAUUUGCAAAUUUCUGUCAAUCCCUUUUGGGUAUGAGAACAAAAAGAUGGCAUAAGAGAAAGCAUUAAAUUAUAACACACCAUUAUUUACAAUAUGGCAGUUAACAUGCAUGGUAAAGAUUGACAAUUUACAGGGCAUAAUAUUUCCCCUCAUUGGUGAUGGUCAAAUACCUACAUUAAUUGUGCUGUAUCUGGUAGCUCUGUACAUAAAUAUAUUAUCAUUUUCCUUUAAGUGGAAAUAGAAUUUUCUCCCACUUAUCAAUUAUCAACUGUAUUGAGAUCCUAUAUAUUCCAUUUGCCCCCUCCCCCCGUCAUGUGGAUGAUUUCAAAGUUUGUGAAUAUUUCAUCUAGAAAUGCAAAAGGCAUCUUCUUGUGUGUGAAAUGGAUAGAUAAUGAUGAAUAAUAAUUCUUUAUGCAAUGUUGAUUAUGCUAGUUUUGAUCCUGAUAUUAACAAUUAUGCACUUAUGCUUAUUUAUGUGUUUGAAAUACAUAUUUAUAGCAUCCAACUCCCUGAUCAGUACAAUAUAAUGUAUUCAGUUUUCAUACUAGCUGCGAUUUCUAUUUACUGGUUUACAUGUAUACUACUUUGACUAGCAGGGAUUAGUGGGAAUAUUUAUUACUCAAUAUCCUUUUCAUAAAAGAAGAUCUUUUUUUGUUUGUUUUCAUCAUUUCAUUUUGCACAAAUAUACUAUACACUUGGUUGGGAAAGAAAUAUAUGUGCUGUAUACUUUGCUGAAUUUUAAAAUUUUCCCUGGAGUGCCUGAAGUAAUCGUCUUGGUACAUGUAGAUACAAAUCUAAACAGGACUGAAUGUUCGGAUUUUCAAUGUAUGCUACUGGAUAUUGUCAUUUGAUUGGUCAAUAGCAAAUUUGUGAUAGAGAAUCUGCAUUUGUUAUUGAUAGUAGUAUUGUGAAAUGGGGCCUGGAAUCCCUUGCCAAUGACAGAUGUUAUUCCUAUGUUGUUUCACGUUGCUUAGUUCUUAUAGACAAGGCACAAACUUUGCUGAUGGACUUUUGAACAAAGAUUUUGUGAAUGGUUUUGUUCUGCAAGAUGUUUUUUUUUUAAUCCUCGAGCAGCUAAUAUUUGUAGUAUCAAUUUAAAAUGAAUGCCGAGUUAACGAUUGCCUUUGGUUAAUGGUUAGAGAGACAUGAGGUCUUGUUGAACAAUGCCUGUUCUUAGCAAUACGAGCAAAGCUCAAAUAUUUUGGUCUGAAUGUUCGACUGUUUUCUUGUGAUAUCAUCAUUAGAUGUAUCAUUUAAAUGUUUGAUGAAUUCUUUCUGAGAGAGAGAGGCUAAAGUGCAAAAACCAAACGGCCCUUUUAAGGGCCAUUCAUUGGUGUUAUACGUAGUAGUAUGUGUUUAUGGAUGGCCUGUAUAACCAUUCCUUUUUGUACAGUGUAUAUACUCAAACAAGUAGAUUAAGAAUUGUUUUGAUUAAUGUAUGCACAUAGUCUUGCACCUAUCAUGUUUUCAUUUUCUUUUAUGCAUUUAUCAUUAUUACUUUUAUUGUUUUUAUUUAAUCGUUAUUAUUUUUUUUGGGGGGGGAGGAGUCAUUUUCUUUUGUAAGAGUAGCAUAGAGACUAAUGAAACCAUGAAUGAGUCAUUUAAUAUAAGUUAUUUAAUUUAAUGUCAUCUCAGCAAUUUAGAUUUUACAAUUCUUCAACUAUGUAUUAGAAGUUUACUUGUCCUAGUCUUAUCCUUAUUCAGUCCUUAUGUACAUUAUUUAUUCAUGAAUAUGCCAUGAUUAAGAUAAUAAACGUACUGCUCUGAAGCACAUAAUUUUUUUUUAUAUCUUAAGUUAUUCUUGAAUUUAAAUAUCCUCGCACAAAACAUGUAAGGAUGAUACACUCGGUAAGCUAAAGAGAUAAAGCACCUUCAAUAACUAGUACAGGUAUGCAUUUACGAUACAAUAUUUACAUAGUUUUUUAAUUGAUCUGUAUGAUGUAGCUGUUUCCAUUAAUGUGAUAUUUACAUUAAUUUGUGCUUUAAAAUGGAAAACAAAUAGUUGUGAUAUUACUUCAUCCCCAUUUUUGCAAUCAUAAUGUCUCUUAACCUAUUUCUUCCAAAUUCAAUUAAGCUAGAUUGUGUAAUUGUAGGAUUUCAUGGAAGUAUUUAUUGUUAGACAAAAUUAAAAAUGAUUCGACUUCAAUUUCACAAACCUUAUUUCUUAUUCUGUCAAGUAUUCAAUGAUAAAUACAAUCACAUUUUAUUAAAUACCACUUGACAAAAUACUCAAUGGCCCUCAUUCACUAAAAGUGGAUUCAUAAAAAAUAUAACUGAGGUCAGAUUUAUAUAAAUUUUUUGUAAUGCUUUUUUCAGAGAGACUCCAAGUAGUUGAUGUAUGAUCAUUUCUUAGCCUGUUGAAGUUGAGAUGAUUUAAGUUUCAUUCAUUUAUAUAAGAAUAUUAGUUUUGUUCAUAGUUUUAAUGCAAUUCAAAUUCUUGAUUCAUCCUUCCAAAUUGAUAAAACAAUUUUAUCUCAAAGACUUGCUUUUGUUACUAUGCAAAGUUUCCUUUAGAUUGCUUUAGUGUUAAUGAAGAAACUCAUUUUGAUUUGCUGGAAGAAUGGUUGUCCAUUAUUUAUCAUUUGAUAAGCAGAACAUAUUUUGCCCCUUUGUUCACUAUUAAGACAUUUCCCCCCUUCAGUUUCCAUUUUGGUUGUAAGUUAUUAAUGUGGAUGCUACAAUGUUUUUAUUGGUUGAAUAAAUGAAUAUACUAGUGUUUUGUACACGCUUUA
Messenger RNA from Lytechinus variegatus (green sea urchin), 5575 nucleotides. Its product is annotated as CTP synthase 1-like. Gene Ontology annotation, biological process: pyrimidine nucleobase biosynthetic process; CTP biosynthetic process. Lineage: Eukaryota; Metazoa; Echinodermata; Echinoidea; Temnopleuroida; Toxopneustidae. Gene Ontology annotation, molecular function: identical protein binding; CTP synthase activity. The transcript is spliced from 15 exons. The record is from RefSeq and is a predicted model, not a curated record. Bases 293 to 2077 code for a protein of 594 amino acids. Gene Ontology annotation, cellular component: cytoplasm; cytoophidium.